Molecule: messenger RNA, 687 nt
Organism: Gryllus bimaculatus (two-spotted cricket)
Lineage: Eukaryota; Metazoa; Arthropoda; Insecta; Orthoptera; Gryllidae
Source: the annotation of a GenBank genome assembly
AUGGGUUGCAGUGUGCCGGUUCCGAUUUUGGACUUAGGAGGAAGUUCAUAUAAGCGCUUCGUAGCGUUGCGUUGCGUUGCGUGGCGUUGCGUGGCGUUGCGUUGCGUUGCAUUGCGUUGCGUGGCGUUGCGUUGCGUUGCGUGGCGGGCGCUGAGGGAGCGGUGCGGGGCGUGUGCGCAGGUGUGGUUCAGCAACCGGCGCGCCAAGUGGCGGCGCGAGGAGAAGCUGCGCAACCAGCGGCGCGCCGUGGAGCAGGUGGGCGUGAGCCCUCCGGCGCCCACCGGCCGCCUGCCCAUCAACUCGGGCUUCAACUCCAUGUACUCCUCCAUCCCGCAGCCCAUCGCCACCAUGGCCGAGACCUAUAGCUCCAUGUCCAACAGCCUGGGUAGCAUGAGCAGCAGCUGCCUGCAGCAGCGCGACGCAGCCGCGGCCGCCGCCGCCUCCACCUACCCGUACAUGUUCCACGACCCGCUGCACUCGCUCGGCUCCACCUACAACCACUCGCGCGCCGUGGCGGCAGUGUCGGGCGUGUCGGCUGCCUGCAACCCGGCGGCCGCCCACUCGCAGAGCGCCAUCUCCACGCACGCCGCCGCCGCCGCGGCCGCCGCCUCCUACGGCAGCCCCGGCGCCGCCGCCGCCGCGGCCGCCGCCUCCACGCCCAACGCCACCGGCACCGGUGAGUACUAA